Molecule: messenger RNA, 689 nt
Organism: Telopea speciosissima
Lineage: Eukaryota; Viridiplantae; Streptophyta; Magnoliopsida; Proteales; Proteaceae
Product: glycine-rich RNA-binding protein 7-like
Exons: 1
Coding region: 85-510 (141 amino acids)
Molecular function (GO): RNA binding
Source: RefSeq, a predicted model, not a curated record
UGAUCCUCCUCUUGUUCUUCCGCUCUUGUUCGGUUUCUUUGCUUUUUUUUUUCUUGUUCAUUGUUCCAAUUCUCUUCUUCAGCAAUGGCAUCUGCAGAUGUUGAGUUCCGUUGCUUCAUUGGUGGCCUUGCAUGGGUGACCGAUGACCAAGCCUUAGAGAGGGCUUUCAGUCAAUACGGCAACAUUAUUGAAUCAAAGAUCAUCAGCGAUCGUGAGACUAGGAGAUCCAGAGAUUUUGGAUUCGUGACUUUCCGCAAUGAGCAAUCGAUGAGGGAUGCUAUUGAAGGGAUGAACGGACAGGAUCUUGAUGGUAGGAAUAUUACCGUCAACCAGGCCCAGACCAGGGGUGGCCGUGGCGGUGGUGGAGGUGGUUAUCGCAGCGGUGGCGGCGGUGGCUACAGAGGUGGAGGCGGUGGUGGAUACAGCCGUGGUGGUGACUGUGGCUACGGAAGUGGUGGUGGUGGCGGUGGCGGUGGCGGAGGUGAUCGUUACUCAAGCUGGAGAAACUAGGGUUUCUAGUGAUGUUUUAGGGUGUUUGUAUGGUUAGGGUUUGCUUAUGAUGAAUGGGUUCUUGUUACUGGUUAUGGUCCGUGUGCUCCUCCUUUUUGUCCGCUGGUUCGCUAUCAAUAGUUUAGGUUGUGAUAUCUUUCUGGGGAGGUUUUAGUCUUGUUACAAAGUCAUCAAACCUC